AUGAGAGGGGGACGAGAUCGGUUCGCUGUCGUUCGACCUGGGAAUGCCUUUAGAGACAAACCUGGUCGUUCCAACUUUUCAAAAUUUGGAUUGCAACGGGUAUCUUCAGAUAAAAUUACUGAAAUGGGUUUAUUUCUUCAUGCAUGCGAGGGCGAUAUGGUAUGCAAAUCAGUCAAUUCCAAAAUCCCAUAUUUUAAUGCACCAAUUUAUUUAGAGAAUAAGAAUCAAAUAGGAAAAGUUGAUGAGAUCCUUGGACCAAUGAAUGAAGUAUAUUUUACAAUCAAAUUGCAGGAAGGCAUAGUUGCAACAUCUUUUAAACCAAACGAUAAAGUAUAUAUUGGUGAAGAUAAGCUGUUGCCAUUAGAAAGAUUUUUGCCUAAGCCACCUGCUCCGAAAACAGGUAAGAUUACAAAUAAUGAUUUUUAUAAUUUAAAUAAAUCUUAA
This is a messenger RNA of Funneliformis caledonium, 444 nucleotides long. NCBI's taxonomy places the organism in Eukaryota, Fungi, Glomeromycota, Glomeromycetes, Glomerales, Glomeraceae. The record is from the annotation of a GenBank genome assembly.